AAAAGGCAGUUGAGAAAGCUGAAAUAGCUGGAAGACGAGUUCUGGUAAGGAGUUUAGUUAGUGUUUGGAGCUAGACUGAAUCAUUUAGUAUUACCACCAAGAAGGUGCCUUCGGAUUUGAAUGUAUAUAUAAACAGGUACAUAGAUGGUAGAAUUAAAGACAUUGGUAUUCAACUAGGGUUGUAGCAAUUGAUGAUGGUAUCCUAUCCCGAUCUUCCUAAUCGUAAUAAGACCAAUUAUUGCAGUAGUCAGUAAUGGAUUGCUAGCGAUAUGAAGCUGGAGAAAUCAUCGGAGCCCACAAAAAAGCUCAGUGUCAAGUUUGUUAACAGAUUGAAGGUGAAAUUCAAAUACUAUGACUUUGAGAUUACAAAAUUCAAGGAAGUUUAUAUACCAGAAAGCAGAUUAACUGGUGCAUUGAAUGAUGUGUUGGGGGGUAGGAAACUGGUAAUCUGUGCCAUUGAAGAACGUUUCUUAUGAUCGAGACUGCGUUUCAAGAGAGUUUGCAUUGAUUAGCACAGCAAAAAAAAGCUAAGAUAGGGAAUGAGCUCAGGAGCAGAGAAGGUGCUCCAGAAAGACAGCAGAAGGAACAGAACAACUACUGUUGUGUUUGUGAUGACGCCAAUUAUAUCGCCGUCCCGAUUAGGAAAGUAUCCAUCUCCCGUCAUGCGGUCAAGAUGCGCCUUGCACAGGCUACCAGGCAGUGCACUGCUUUCGAAAGCGUGUUUACCGAACCAAUAGAAAC
This is a messenger RNA of Ascoidea rubescens DSM 1968, 741 nucleotides long. RefSeq lists its product as uncharacterized. The record is from RefSeq and is a predicted model, not a curated record. The coding region runs from base 270 to 476 and encodes 68 amino acids. The transcript has a single exon. Lineage: Eukaryota; Fungi; Ascomycota; Saccharomycetes; Ascoideales; Ascoideaceae.